Molecule: messenger RNA, 2980 nt
Organism: Daphnia carinata
Lineage: Eukaryota; Metazoa; Arthropoda; Branchiopoda; Diplostraca; Daphniidae
Product: integrator complex subunit 6-like
Exons: 13
Coding region: 106-2901 (931 amino acids)
Biological process (GO): snRNA 3'-end processing
Cellular component (GO): integrator complex
Source: RefSeq, a predicted model, not a curated record
UAGACUAAACUUGGUUUUCGAUAUUGGUGCAUUUCGAUCUUGCGGAAGAUUUUUAUACGAAAUAAUUACAAAUAAGAGUUGUAGGCUUUCCUGUUCGCCACUAAGAUGACAAUAAUCGUAUUCCUUGUGGAUACGUCGGCUUCCAUGAAUCAACGAGCCUACCUUGGAGGGCGUCCUUCGCUGCUGGACGUGGCGAAAGGCGCUGUUGAGACUUUCGUAAAAAUUAGGCAGCGAUCCCCUGAGAGCCGUGGUGACAGAUAUAUGCUCCUUACAUUUGAAGAACCUCCAUUCAAUAUCAAGGCUGGAUGGAAGGAAAAUUUAGGGACAUUUAUGAAUGAGCUAAAGAAUCUGCAAGCAACUGGGUUGUCAACAUUGGGUGUUGCACUGAAAAGUGCAUUUGAUCUACUCAAUGUCAAUAGAAUGCAAACUGGUAUUGAUAUGUAUGGUCAAGGAAGACACCCUUUCUUUUUAGAGCCAGCUGUAAUAGUAGCCAUUACUGAUGGUGGGAAGCUUGCUUACAAUGGAGGAAUCCAUGACGAGUUGAACCUGCCUAUGAAUAACAAUAUUCCUGGUGCUGAGUUGACGCGUGAGCCUUUUCGGUGGGACCAGCGGCUCUUUAGCCUAGUUCUACGACUUACUGGAACUCCACCCCUUGAAAGAGAUCCAAUGGGAUUGGUACCAAGUGAUACUUCGCCAAUAGAUACCAUGUGUGAAGUAACAGGGGGACGUUCGUAUGCGAUAACCUCUCACCGGAUGCUUAUGCAAUGUGUUGACAGUUUGGUUCAAAAAAUUCAAAGUGGUGUAGUUAUUUAUUUUGAAAAAAUAGGACCUGAUCCUCCACUUUUAGCUGAAGGGAAAGCGGACUGUACAAAUGGUGAAGUUUUACUUGAUGAAGAUAGUAAAGCAAUUUUUUCAGGAUCAUCUUGGCAAGUUUGUAGACGAAUGAUUUAUGUACCACGUUCUGCACAAAAAGGAUUUGCUGUUGGAUUUUGGCCUAUUCCAGAAGCUUUCUGGCCUGAUGUGAAUGCUCCUUCCCUGUCUCCCCGAACUGCGCAUCCCGUUGUCCAAUUCACGUGCACUAACCAAGAACCCAUGAUAAUUGAAAAUCUUCCGUUUGACAAGUACGAAGUGGAACCUUGUCCAUUGACUCAGUACAUUCUGUCAAGGAAGCAGGCGUCCACAUGUUGGCAAGUGUUCGUUCCUAACAGUUACCGAAGCUCUGAAUCUGGCCAUCCAUUUGGAUAUCUUAAAGCUAGCACAAAUUUGCAAUCAGUCAACCUUUUUGUGAUGCCUUACAACUACCCGGCGUUACUCCCUCUAUUGGAUGAGCUUUUCCGAGUACAUCGUUUGAGACCAACCGCUGAAUGGAGAGGACAUUUUGCCAACUAUUUACGAACAAUGCCACCAUACUACGCUGCGCCUCUGCGCCGUGCUCUGACUAGAAUGGGUGCCCCGAACUUAGCCUCUACUCUGAUACCUGAAUCAUUGGACAACAAUUUGAGUUAUAGUAUAGUCAAUUAUUUGAAGAGACUCAAGCAUCAAGCAAAAGUUGAGUUUGAUCGAGUUUGCUCAGAAGUCGGGAGAAAUCGACAAGUUGUAGUUGAUUCCAUUAAGGUUAUACCAAGAUCCGCAUUUCGGAAAGAAUUUAUUUCUAAUCCCACGCUUAUAGACAAGUUUCUAAACUUACGGGACCAAAUGAGUGAUUUCCCUGGUUUUGCGUUGGCGUUGAAAGAACGAGAAAUGCGAGCUCAAAAUCUUCGUAAUCCAUUCGAUAUUCCACGUUCCACUCUUCUCGAUCAAGUUGCUAGAAUGCGGGCAAAUUUUUUGCAGCCUUCCUUGGCCCACACUAGAUUGCAAGACGAAGAUGACGUCCACAGUAUGCCUGUUGGUCAAAUGGGAAACUAUCAAGAAUAUUUAAAACGAAUAGCACCUCCUCUGCGAGAAAUCGAAUCUACACCUGUUAGACAACAUAUGUUUGGAAAUCCUUUUAAAAUUGACAAGAGGAUGAUGGUAGAUGAAGCUGAUAUUGAUUUGGUUGGUGGCAGCGCCUCGCAGACUAGUGGACGUGGAACCAAACGACCUGCUGAAUCUCCUAACCCUAUUCCAUUUAGGCCGUCAAAGAGAAAAGCUGGGCCGCUGCCACGCGAUUUGUGUGUCCGACGACCAUUUACACCACUGUCUUCAGCCUCAACUUCACCUUCACCUCCGCCCUCUCCAAUUCCGUCCUUGCCGGGAGAUGUGCAAAUUAGACCUGACAGUUAUUUACCUGGUGUUAAUUCACCCGUUUUCCCUUCACCAACAAUUGAUCACUUCGAUAGCGAAGAUGAAUCUCAUUCACUAGUAAUAGCCGAGUGCAACAUCGACGCGCCACCUGAAACAUCUCUUGUCAACGGAUUAACAAAAACUACUUCUACCCUUGAAGAUGUGCCACCGUGCGAACUUCAGAUAAUUAUUUCUCCAUCUCUUCAAGCUUUGCACAAUAAUGGUGCAAUAGUAACUCCCGAAACACUGGUUCCUGCUUCAGCAGCCAAUCAUUUCGUUAAUGGAGAUGUAAAAGAUCUGUACGCCAAUCAUGGUAAUACCAAUUACGCUUUUCUGAAUUGUGUCAGCGGAGUCGGCGACCAAUUGCCUCUAAAUGGAACUUUGUUACGGCCCGAGAUUCAAGAAAUACAACAACACAAUCUACAAGUCAAAUCCGCUGCUUGCCGCGCAAUUAAACGACCUGGAAGAAAUUUCAAUGGCGUCUUCAAUGAACUCUCACGUCUGAAGGGGUCAUUAGACUUGCGCAAAUCUAUAGUGAUGGAUAUCGUCAACGAAUGCCUGCGGUUUAAGCGUCGCAUAUUGGCAGAUCUUGUCAAACAGUUUCUUAACAGUCUGGGAAGAGAUCCAGAAGCUUUAUAAUCGUUGAAAAUUUUCAUAAACACCGUACGGACAUAUAGACAGACGUUAUUCACAGCAUCAGUAAAUUGUCCAAAUUGUG